AUGACGAGAGCCGGCACCCGGCGCAUCCUCGCGUUGGGGAUUGAGGGAAGUGCAAACAAAAUUGGGGUGGGGGUCGUGGAUGCGGCGGGAAACGUGCUCUCGAACGAGCGCGCGACGUACAUCACCCCCGCCGGGACGGGCUUUCUGCCGCGCGAGACGGCGCAGCACCACACGACGCACAUUCUGCGUCUGGUGCAGGCCGCCCUGGCCGCCGCGCAGGUGCGCCCCGCCGACAUCAGCGUCAUCUGCUACACGAAGGGGCCAGGCAUGGGGGCGCCGCUCGCAGUGGGCUGCACCGUCGCCAAAACCCUUUCGCUGCUGUGGUCUGUGCCGCUGGUUGGCGUGAACCACUGCAUCGGGCACAUUGAAAUGGGGCGCGUCGUCACGGGGAGCAGGAAUCCGGUGGUGUUGUACGUGAGCGGCGGCAACACGCAGGUGAUUGCCUACGCGGAACACCGCUACCGCAUCUUUGGGGAGACCAUUGACAUUGCGGUGGGGAACUGCCUGGACCGCGCCGCGCGGCUGCUCGGGCUCUCCAACGAUCCCGCGCCCGGGUACAACAUCGAGCAGUGCGCCAAGCGCGGACGCUGCUUCAUUGAGCUUCCCUACGUUGUGAAGGGGAUGGACAUGUCAUUCAGCGGUCUCCUCUCCUUCGUGGAGGCGCUGCUGCAGCAUCCGCAGUUCACGGACAAGGAGAAGUGCCCACCAACCGCGACCUCCGCUGCGGCCGCGUCGUCGUCGUCCACGCAGCGACGGGCACUGCCAAACGGGGUCCAGAAUGCCGUGGACGAGCCGUUUGGCAUCGAUGACAUCUGCUACUCGCUGCAGGAAACGAUGUUUGCCGUGCUGGCGGAGGUGACUGAGCGAGCCAUGGCGCAGUGCGACUCCAACGAGGUGCUCAUCGUCGGCGGCGUCGGAUGUAAUCUGCGGCUGCAGAAAAUGAUGCGGGAGAUGGCGCAGUCGCGUGGGGGAAAGUGCUACGACAUGGACGCCCGCUACUGCAUCGACAACGGCUGCAUGAUUGCCUACGCAGGGCUGCUGGAGUACGCGGCCGGCGGCUUCACACCGCUGCCAAACGCAACCGUCACACAGCGGUUCCGCACCGACGACGUGCACGUCUCGUGGCGCUCAUAA
This is a messenger RNA of Trypanosoma conorhini, 1134 nucleotides long. Its product is annotated as putative O-sialoglycoprotein endopeptidase. The transcript has a single exon. The record is from RefSeq and is a predicted model, not a curated record. Bases 1 to 1134 code for a protein of 377 amino acids. Lineage: Eukaryota; Euglenozoa; Kinetoplastea; Trypanosomatida; Trypanosomatidae. Gene Ontology annotation, biological process: tRNA threonylcarbamoyladenosine modification. Gene Ontology annotation, cellular component: cytoplasm; EKC/KEOPS complex.